Molecule: messenger RNA, 6431 nt
Organism: Phycodurus eques (leafy seadragon)
Lineage: Eukaryota; Metazoa; Chordata; Actinopteri; Syngnathiformes; Syngnathidae
Gene: per3
Product: period circadian clock 3
Exons: 20
Coding region: 276-3737 (1153 amino acids)
Biological process (GO): circadian regulation of gene expression; entrainment of circadian clock by photoperiod; negative regulation of transcription by RNA polymerase II
Cellular component (GO): cytoplasm; nucleus
Molecular function (GO): transcription cis-regulatory region binding; transcription corepressor binding
Source: RefSeq, a predicted model, not a curated record
UUGAAGCGGACUCACGUUGCACGAAUGUGUCUAGAGCUCGGGAAUACCAGGCGAGUUCGCUUUGUGACUGAGACCUCAUUAAAAAUAGUUUCAUUACGACCAGGCGACCCGUUCACCGAAAAAGACAUUGAAGUGGAGACACGCGUGCGGGGUAAAAGUGCUCAAGACAAACCACCUCUCUGCAUUCCACAGAGAUUAAAGGACCCCAUGGAACCCAUUCCUGUUGUUGACCAUAUGAAGACUCCCGGUGACCAGUGUGAUUGGCGGAAUUACCAAUGAUGUGUGACCAAAGUCAAGAGAUGCUCGCUGGUGACAGCGGCCCAGAUGGAGAGGAGCCUGUGAUACCAUCAGCUACAGGAGAAGGUGGCAGGGAAGACAGGAUUUCAUCAGGGCAACAGGUCAGAGGGGCUCAAUUCAGAAAUGUCAGGGUUCACAAGUAUGGCGCAUCAGGUGGAGAAGUGGGACAGGAAGACGAGGAGAUGACUAGUGGAUCGCACGACCUGUCCUCCCCAGACAAUCACAGCACUGGAAGUGCCACAGGAUCCACCUCUGCCUCCACAAAGAGCAGUGUGAAUGCAUACGGCAGUAAAGGUCACGUACAUAAAGAGAUGAUGUGCACAGUAGGUGAGAUGAAGAAGAGGCUUCCAUCUGACAAACGCAGCCGUAGCAAAGCCAGCACUGUGGAGGCCUUGCAUUAUGCCCUCAAAUGUGUCAAGCAAGUGCAAGCCAAUAGCGAGUAUUACAAAUUGCUCAUGCGAAAUGGUCAGGAUGAGAAGAGCAAUGCCACUGCUUGCACUCGUGAAGAGCUGGAGAGAGUCACCUCAGAGCACACCCUUAAAAACACGGACUCCUUCGUGGUGGUGGUCUCCCUGUCGAGUGGCCGUGUUCUGCAUGCAUCCGAGCAGGCUCCCAGCAUCCUAUGCUGCAAGAGGAAGUUCCUUGAGUCGGCCAAAUUUGUUGAGUUGCUCUUCCACCAGGAUGUAAACGUCUUCUACUCGCACACGGCACAGCCUCAUCUCCCGCCCUGGACCAACUCGCACACAGCGGGGGUUCUAUUUGACUCUGCCCAGGUCAAAUCUUUCUUCUGCAGAAUCAGAGGUGGCAAGGAUCGUGAGGGUGAGAUGCGCUACAACCCAUUUCGUGUCACACCUUACCAGCUGAAAGUGCAGGGAACGGGGAGCAGUGGGGAGGAGGAGGAACUGUGCUGCUUGGCGCUGGCUGAACGCAUUAUUUCUGGAUAUGAGGCACCUCGAAUCCCCAUGGACAAGCGCAUCUUCACCACCACACAUUCGCCCGGCUGUGUGUUCCUCGAGGUGGACGACAGGGCAGUGCCAUUGCUGGGGUACCUUCCUCAAGAUCUGAUUGGCACCUCAUUGCUAACGAGCAUUCAUCCAGACGACCGUGCCCUCUUGCUGUCUAUGCACCGAAAGGUAUUGAAGUAUGCAGGUCAGCCACCGUUUGAACACUCGCCGGUUCGAUUGCGCUGUCAGAAUGGAGACUACAUCACGUUGGACACCAGCUGGUCCAGCUUCAUCAACCCUUGGAGCCGGAAAGUGGCCUUCAUCAUAGGACGCCACAAAGUCAGAACAAGUCCACUGAAUGAGGAUGUGUUUGCUGCCCCGAGUAAAGUGGAUUUAACUGUGACCCAUGAAGAAAUUAAAGCUUUGCAAGCCAAAAUCUAUAAACUCUUCUUGCAGCCUGUUCAUAACAACGGUUCCAGUGGGUAUGGCAGUUUAGGAAGUAACGGUUCCCAUGAGCAUUAUAUCAGCGUAGCUUCUUCGAGUGACAGCAAUGGUAACUUGUGGGAGGACUCGCACCGGGAACCCAUGUCACUUCAGCAAAUCUGUGCAGAUGUGAAUAGAGUCAGGAAUUGGAGGCAACAGUCCCAUUUUGAUUACAGCCACAAAAUUGCUCUUCUUCGAAAACCCACCCCAGCACACUUGAUUCCGAUAGCCUCCAAUCGUGAAGUGAGGGAUCCUGAAGAAAGCAGGAAACAAACACACAUUCCCUCCUACCAGCAGAUCAACUGUGUGGACAACAUCAUUAGAUAUUUGGAGAGCUGUACUGGCCCAGCUCUGAAAAGGAAGAGCGAAAUUCAUUCCCUAGCCACUUCUUCUUCCUCAUCCUCUACCUCUGAAGAUGACAAACCUGCCAGAGCCAAUGACACAGCUCAAACUGCUUCAGAUGUGGCGAUGUUGGAAAGUGAAGUGUCGAUCGGUCCAUGCACAGCAGCUGUUGUUGGAGCUCCUCUGACAGACAUCACCAUGUCCACUAAGGCAAUGAGUGUGGUCUCUGUGACCAGUCAGUGUUCAUACAGCAGCACCAUCGUCCAUGUGCCCCAACCUGAAUCAGAGGCAACAGCCCUAGAGGACGUGCCAAUGGGAAGCGAGCCCACUGAUCCUGCUCCAGCCCCGCUCCGUCCUGCACCUUGUCCUGCAACUGAGGAGCGAAGAUUUGUAGGUCUCACCAAGGAGGUGCUUUCAGCUCACACGCAGAAGGAGGAGCAAGAGUAUGUGGACCGAUUCCGUAAUCGUAUUCUUCAGAGCCCCUACAGUUUCUAUCUCCAGCUGGACAACAGCUCCAUGGCUCACUCCCAACACAGAGGUGAAUAUCCACAUACAAUGCACAUUGGUGGGCUGAACCGCUCGCGAAAAGUAAAGCCCAGACUUAGGCGCCCCAAACCCCUCGUCUCAUCAGACAGCUAUACCUCUCCACCUGGACCCCCUCGUCGUGUCCUGGACUCCUCCUGGCCCUCCUCAGAAUCCUCCCAGCCACAGAUGGCAGUGCCCUACAGUCAAGCGUCCCCACUUCAAGCGCCAUUCUUUCCCAUGUUGACGAGCCAACCUGCCCCAGAGCAACCGCCAAGACUGCAACAGCUACCUGGAGCCACUCCUGUGGUGGUGCAGCCCCCUGAUCAGACCCAGCUCAACUACAACUUCCACCUCAUGCCGCAAAACCAGAACCUGCCAGGCAUCCAACAUAUCCAGAUGGAACCCUUCCAGAAUCUGCAGAAUAUCCCCAAUUUUAACAACAUGCAGCCGAUGGCUCCAGCCCAGAGUAUCAAUCCCUUCAUGACACCUGUCAUGGCUGUCAUCCUGCCCAACUACCCAAGUUUCACAUCAGGUUAUCCAUCUAUUUACUCCCCCUCCCCUAACUCCAUGCUGCCCCAGACACCCAUCACUAUGGAAGGAUUCACCCCUGCUGCCCCCUUCCCGCAACCCCAGUUCCAAGCCCAGCCUGUGCCCCAAACACAGACCUCCCCUGGUCCCUCGCUAGGCUCACCCAGGGCCUGCUCCUCUGCCGAGGAGGAGACAGCAGACCCGCGUGCGUUAUUCUCCAGCUCACGCUCAAGUUCUCCACUUCAGCUCAACUUGCUGCAGGAGGAACUACCAAAACCAAAUGAAUUACAGAGCAGCACUCGACACAACAUUGCAGAAAGCCUUCAUGAGCAGGCUGACAAUGAGGGUGAUGCCCCGAGUGAUUCUGGGAACCAUGAUGCUCAGUCCACAUCCAGUGAGCUGCUUGACCUCCUGCUGCAUGAAGAUGCACGGUCAGGGACUGGCUCCAAUGUCUCUGGGUCUGGAUCAGGGGAGUCUGGAGGCUCACUGGGAUCUGGAUCUGGCUCCAAUGGAACCUCUACCUCGCUCACUGGCGUUGCAUGGAGCAAGGCUGUGUGGAGUAUUGGAUGGAGCCAACAGCGACGUCCGCCGACGUUCCAAGAGCCCACUAGCGGCUAAUGACACAGCCGUCCAACUCACUCACUGUGUGAUCUGCGUGCCGGCUCACCACAGAAAUGACAAUUUAUCGAGUCCGGAAAAACUAUCGUGUCCAUUUUAUUUAUCAAACGAUAAGUUGAUAUAGUAAUUAUCGUGACAGGCCUAGUGGUUGCUGAUUUAAUUCCAGGAUGUUAUUUGUUCAUCUAGAACAAUAUGAUCCGAACCAAUUCAUUGGCUUGAAAUCAAUUCACUAACUUUUUAGCCACAGAUUCAACCAGUGUGACUGCAUACUGGACAGUGCAGGUGAAGUUUUCUAGAUUAUUUUUGUUUCUUGUAAGGAAAUCAGGUAUAAUUAAUAAUGAUAACAAAUAAUCCAUCCAUCGUCAACACCACUUAUCCUGGUUAGGGUCGCGGGGUGCUGGAACCUAUCCCAGCUGACUUCAGGCGAAAGGCGGACUAUACCCUGAACUGGCCGCCAGUCAAUCGCAGCACACACAGACAACCAUUCACACUCACAUUCACACUGUCACUGAGUGGGAACUGAUCCCACGCUGCCAGCACCAAAGUCAGGCGAGUGUACCACUACACCAUCAGUGACUUAAACAAAUAAUAAACAACAAAUAAUGGCAAAUCCAGUCACACUUUAUUUGAAUAAAGUACAGGUAACAGGUUGGAUUAACAGUAGGUUUAGCUGUUCAAUUCCUUUUGUUUUUGUUGUAUACUGAAGACAUUUGGGUUUCAGAUCAAAAUAUGACCAUGAGAGUAAAGUUCAGAAUUCCAGCUUUUAUGUCAUGGUAUUUACAUCUAGGUGUGUUAAACAACUCAGGACAGAGCAUCUUUUGUUUGAACGCAACCAGUUUUCAAGUGAGCAAAGGUACUGGCACAUGUGAUGGGUGUUUCUAGUUGCUCGGGUGUUGCCUUUUAGAUUGAUUGCUUGAACAGUGCUUGUUUUUGGCUUUGGGUUUCACCACUGAAAGCUGCAUUUACUGUUAAGCAAGCAUGAAGACGAGAGCUUUCUAUCGGAGAAAAGCCAUCCAUUUUGAAGCUGAGAGAAGAGGGAAAAUCGAUCAAAGCUAUUGCACAAACAUUGGGCAUAGCCAAUACAACAAUUUGGAAUGUCAUGAAAAAGAGAGAAACUACUGGUGUACUGAGCAACAGACAUCGAACAGGUCGGCUAAGGGUAUCAGUUGAUGGCAGAAACAUUGUGAGAGCUGUGAAGAAACACCAAAAGACAACAGUCAGUGACAUCACUGCCAACCUCCACAGGGCAGGGGUGAAAGUAUCGCAAUCCACUGUUCGAAGAAGACUUUGAGAGAAGAAAUAUUCAGGCCAUUCCACAAGAUACAAAUCACUCAUCAGCAAAAAGAAUGGGGAGGCCAGGUUGGAUUUUGCAAAGUACAGAGAGGCGCCACAAAGGUUUUGGAACAAAGUUUUAUGGACUGUUGAGACCAAGAUUAACCUCUACCAAAGUGAUGGAAAAGACAGAGUAUGGAGAAAGAAAUAAUCUUAUGAUCCAAAACACUCAAGCUCAUCUGUGAAGCAUGGUGGAGGUAAUGUUGUGGCUUGUGCUUGCAUGGCUGCUUCUGGAACGGGCUCACUAGUCUUUAUUGAAGAUGUAACUCAUGAUGGUAGCAGCAGAAUAAAUUCUGAAGUAUACGAAAUAAUCUUAUCUGGCAAUUUACUAAAAAAUGCGUUCAAACUAAGCCGGAGAAGCUUCAUUGUGCAAGACAAUGACCCAAAACACACUGCCAACACAACAAAUGACUUUAUCAGGGGGGGAAAGUGGAAGGUCGUAGACUGGCCUAAUCAAUUACCAGACCUUAACCCAAUAGAGCAUGCAUUUUACCUCUGAAAGAGGCGACUGAAGGGAGACCCCCCCCCCCCCCCCCCCAGAAACAAACAAGAACUAAAAGAGACUGCAGUAAAGGCCUGGAAAAGCAUUUCAAAUGAACAAUGCUACAGUCUGGUGAAUUGAAUGGGUCGCAGGCUUGAUGCAGUUAUUGCAAGUUAUGCCACCAAAUAUUAAAUGUUACUCACUUUAAGUUAAUUUAAUAAUGUCUCUACCACCCACACACCCAUCAAUCACAUGUUCCAAUACCUUUGGUCACUUGAAAAGUGGGUGGGUUCAAACAAAAGGUGCUCUGUUCUGAGUUUAACAUCUGGAUGUAAAACCCAUGAAAUAAAAGCUGGAGUUCUGAACUUUUGUCUCAUAUUCAUCUUUUGAUCUGAAACCCAAAGUACAAGUAUCUUAAGUACGCAACAAAAAGAAAGGAAUUGACCUUUCCAAUACUUUUGGAGGGGACUGUAUGUCCGUGAUGGAAUUUUAUACCUUGGCUUAAACGUGUUCAGUAACAUUAUAAAUGUCUCAUGUCCACCACCGAAAAUGGCUGCAGGCCUUGGUAAUGAGUUCUCCGAUACGUCUUGAGAUUAGUUGCGGUCUCGUGCUGUCAUGAGAAAAACCUGGUGGUGGUUUCACAAAAACACAAAGUUAUAGAAAAUGCUACAUCUGAGCCAAAGUCUUGCAAAAUUAGCUUGAUUGUAUGACUUGGGGCAUUGUGAAUACUCCAUGAACAACUUUGCUGCUAAUAGUAGAUGGUGACUGAUUCCCAGUUUACCUGUGGUUACAGGCAGCAGCAACAGCAGCAAAUACUUUGCCAGCAACGAUUCUUCAGACACAUCACGCAAAACCCGCAAGAACCAGGAAGCGCCAGCAGA